Aptenodytes forsteri (emperor penguin) is the source of this 3347-nucleotide messenger RNA. It is a transcript of the gene EGLN1, whose product is annotated as egl-9 family hypoxia inducible factor 1. The transcript is spliced from 5 exons. The coding region runs from base 46 to 723 and encodes 225 amino acids. Gene Ontology annotation, cellular component: nucleus; cytoplasm. Gene Ontology annotation, biological process: cellular response to hypoxia; peptidyl-proline hydroxylation to 4-hydroxy-L-proline. Gene Ontology annotation, molecular function: peptidyl-proline 4-dioxygenase activity; L-ascorbic acid binding; ferrous iron binding. The record is from RefSeq and is a predicted model, not a curated record. Lineage: Eukaryota; Metazoa; Chordata; Aves; Sphenisciformes; Spheniscidae.
UCGCUGGUGCCGCAGCGGCUGGCGCUGGAGUACAUCGUGCCCUGCAUGAACAAGCACGGCAUCUGCGUGGUGGACGACUUCCUCGGCAAGGAGCUGGGCGGGCUGGUGGCCCAGGAGGUGCCGGCCCUCCACCACACAGGCCGCAUCAGCGACGGGCAGCUCGUCAGCCAGAAGAGCGACUCCUCCAAGGACAUCCGCGGCCACAAGAUCACCUGGGUGGAGGGGAAGGAGCCGGGCUGCCAGACCAUCCGGCUCCUCAUGAACAGCAUGGACGAUCUCAUCCGACACUGCAACGGCAAGCUGGGCAACUACAAAAUCAACGGCAGGACGAAAGCUAUGGUGGCUUGUUAUCCAGGCAAUGGAACGGGAUACGUGCGCCAUGUUGAUAAUCCAAAUGGAGACGGAAGAUGUGUUACAUGUAUAUAUUAUCUUAAUAAAGACUGGGAUGCCAAGGUAAGUGGAGGCAUCCUUCGGAUAUUUCCAGAAGGUAAAGCCCAAUUUGCUGAUAUUGAACCCAAAUUUGAUAGACUGCUAUUCUUCUGGUCUGAUCGCCGCAACCCUCAUGAAGUACAGCCAGCAUUUGCUACAAGGUACGCAAUAACAGUGUGGUAUUUUGAUGCAGAUGAAAGAGCACGAGCUAAAGUAAAAUAUCUAACAGGUGAAAAAGGUGUGAGGGUUGAACUUAAUAAACCUUCUGACUCAGUUGGGAAAGACGUUUUAUAAGCCUUUGAUUUAGCAACUCCCCCUGCUAUUCUCCCUGAUAAAUCUUGAUGCUAUCUAUUAACUUUUGAAUGUGAAUAACAAGAUAAAGGAAAAUCAACAACAAACCAACAUUUUAAUAAAGAAGCAAACAGUGUUUCAAUGUUGCAUCAAAUAGAAGGUUCUUUGACUGCUGAAGCAUUGUACUAUGUGAUUGUGACUCCAGGCCUGUGACUGCUUAUGUGAAGAAGAUAAGCAAUCAGUAAGAAACAGCAUAUGCAUCUGGACAUAAAUAAGUGCCCUACAUAGAAUUUGUCCAUCCUUAUAUUUUAGACCUGCUGUCAUCCAGCUGAAUCCAAUUCAUCUCUCCCUUUUUUUAUAUGGUAAAAGUUUGAAUUUUGGGUAAUUUUUGUAUGACCAGGUACAGUUUAUCAAAAUUGAGUCUUAAAAAAAAAAAAAGAAAAACUGAAAAAAAAGAAAAAAAUUACAGUAUUCUCCAAAAUAACAUGGAUCUAUUUUUGUAAAACUGUUCAUACUGUUCUCCUCUGCCAUGAAAGACCUAAUUUAAUGUAAGGGUUGCCAGUAACUGAUAAUCACUUUAAUUUUCUUUACACCUUAAGUCAGAAAAGGAGCACUUUAAUUACCAGCUAAAAACCUGAUUGUUUUAUAUCAUAUCUCACACUAAUCUUAACUUUUAAAGAUUGCUGCUGUAUUGUUUUUUUUUUGACUAUGUCCUCUUGAACCUUAUUAACAGAAGCAAAUCAGUAUCUUGAUUUUAGUAACAUUCAGUUUGUGGUUUUGUAUGUUGAAUCCACAGAGGGGAAGUUUCUGUCUCUUCUUUGUUUUUUGGUUUGGUUUUUUUGUUUUGGUUUUUUUUUUGUUUUGGUUUUUUUGUUAAGUGACUGGCACUAAGUGAACUUGACACUAUCGGUUGCUGUCAUUGGCUUUGGGGACCUGGUAAAUACCAUCAAGUUGCAAGAAUAUACAAGGGCUUUCCUAGGCUAUUAGAGGUACCCAGAACCUCCUUGCGUACUUGACAGAAAAUUUUGAGCUUUCUCCCUUUUCUAAAGAAUGCUUGCCACCCCCCUUUCCUUUGUAUAUAAGUUAAUAGAAUAUCUAAAAUUCACUUUUUUAAAUUUCCUUUUCAAAUGUUGGUGUCCCAUUCGGUCUAUAAGUUGACACCUUGAUCUAUUAUAUAGGAUCAAGGAGAUGGUCAGCACACUGAAGCUGAAGUGCAUCACUGUAGGCUCCUUGUGCAAUACAUCUUUAGGUUUUCACUGUACUGAAGGAUUUCCCCAAAAAGGCACUGCCCUUUGGUCAAUACUGAGGAAUAUAUUUAGUAAGAAAACAUUUACUUUCUUUUACAUUGUUUUCAUUUUAUCAAGGAGAGGGGACAUCACAGAAUAAAUGUGAGAUGUGCAGAAACUUUGAUAUUCUUAUUUUUAAGAAAUGGAUGUUUUGGACACUGAGUAUUUUUUUCUUCUUCUUCUCCUUUCUUUUUUUUCCUGAGCUUUAAAAGCUUGAGAAAACAGAAGCAAACCUAUAAAAGACAGCAUUCAUAUUUACAGGAGUUUGGGGGUUGAUCAACUUACCCACUGCAGUUUUCUAUCUGUCCCUUAUUUCCUUACUUAGCCAAACAAUGUGAGUGUACAGAAAUAUUUCUGUAUAUAUUACAACUUGUGACCAUUUUAGCAUCUGUAUAGUUUGUAUUCAAUUAGAGACCUUUUCUAUGGAAAGCUCAGUAAUUUUUUAUUAAAAAGAUUACUAUUGUUCAUGUAAAACAUGAAAAAGCUAAUUGUUUAGUAACAAACGGACAGAAGGGGGAAAAAAUUCAGUAUUGGUAUAUCACUUAGGAGAACCAACAGAAAUCCCAGUUUUGUUUUGAUUUCGCUUUUCCUUUUUUUAGUAAGUUCUUGCCCUUUACAGUUCUCUUCCUCUUUCCUCUUUUCUUCCCAGAAAAACAGACAGGAUACCUUUACUGUAAGUGCCUCUGCCAACCUGGCCAAGGAGUGCAAAUCUUCAUUACUGUCUGGUCUGCAGUUCAUUUAGGCUACCAAUGAAACAAGCAAAAAAGCCACCUCUUCUACUUCAUCUUCUUUAAGUACUACUUUAACGGAGGUUUGGUUGGUUUUGUUUUAGAAAUGUAAGCAUAAGCCUUUACACUCAUUUCAGUCCCUCUGUAAUUCAAACUUCUGCAGUUACACGGCGUAUCAAAUUCUAAUCACACUGUAGGUUUGUGCUUGCCAGACAGGUUUAAAAAGUGCUUAAUUUCUCACUCCAUGUAAGUCAACAAAUCAGGUCAGCCAUUUCUUCAAUGUCCUUUAGAAACUGUUCAUUUCAUGUCGGUUGAAUAUUCGGUCUUGAGCAUCACCAAGCAGGUCCUUGUUUUAAAACUAUUUUUUAAACUGUCUUAUGAUCUGUAUGUGUCUAGUCCUGGUUAAAGAUAAAGCUUCAUACUGCUAUUUUUAUUCAUGAUGUUAGCCAGCUGUAAAAUAUGAGACCUUUAUCUAUAGCAGGCAAAGAAAUUCAGGAUUCAUUUACAGGUUGCCUAUAAAGUUGUGUAAUUUGAAAAGCAGUGUUCAUUAUGAAAGAGCUCUCAAGUUGCUUUGAAAGCUAAUCUAAUUAAAAAAGAUGAUGUAUAAAGGUUC